UCACUUCCUCUUCGGGACUUCAGAAUUGGUCUGUCCUCCCCCGGGGUGGAAUCGGUCAGGCCUCGAGAGAAGUCUGGGACGGCCACGCCGGUGCUGCCAGGGCCACCGUGUGCCAGGAAUUGAUGCAGAUCCCUUCAACCCGCCCCCUCCCUGCUGCCCGUAGUGACCGAGCCGAGUGCGUGCCCUGCCCCCCUUUGGGCGACAUGCUACUGUGGACAGCUCUGCUCUUCUUGGGUCCAGUCCUUGGGACACCUGGUCUCCCGAAGGCUGUGGUGGACCUGGAGCCCCCGUGGAUCCUCGUGCUCCGGGAGGACAAUGUGACUCUGAAGUGCCAGGGGGCCCACACAGCCGGGGACCACUCCAUCCGGUGGUUCCAUAAUGGGAGCUCCAUCCCCACGCAGGUCCGGCCCAACUACAGCUUUAAGGCCACCGAGAAGGAUAGAGGGGAGUACGCGUGCCAGACGGACCAGACCAGCCUCAGUGACCCCGUGUAUCUGGAUGUGUUUUCCGACUGGCUGGUGCUCCAGACCCCUAGCCUGGUGUUCCAGAAGGGGGAGCCCAUCGUGCUGAGGUGCCACAGCUGGAGGAACAAGCCUCUAUACAAGAUCACGUUCUUCCAGAAUGGAAAAUCCAAGCAGUUUUCCCCCAUGAAUUCCACCUUCUCCAUCCCACGGGCAAACCUCAGUCACAGCGGCGAGUACCAUUGCACGGGACUGAUAGGGAAGAGUCUGCAGGCGUCACAGCCCGUGGCCAUCACCGUCCAAGGGUCCAGUUGGAGCGACUCCUCAGUGACAGUGAUGAUUGCGGUCACGGUCGCUGGCGUUGCUGCCGUGGCCAUCCUUGCUGCCGUUGUGGCCUGGUUCCGCCACAGGCAAAAGCAGACUUCAGGAUACCCUGAGCACAGGGAAAUGGGAGAGACCCUCCCUGAGGAACCAGCCAAUCUCACGGAUGCUGAAGAUGCCGCCAAAGUUGAGGCUGAGAAUGCCAUCACCUAUUCACUUCUCUUGCACCCGGAAGCCAUAGAGGAAGAAGCAGAGGACCCGGAUUACCAGAACCACAUUUAAUCUCCAUUGUCUUGCCUGAGAUCCGGGGAGGAGAAUCAGAGGGGCCAGAAUCAGAGAAUCAGAAUUCUUGCCUGGCCUGAACUCCCCUUGGGGAGGACAAGAGGAUGCUGCGGUUCCAAAGAAGGAGAAGGACUCUUCCCGAGCGACCUGUGUGAAUCCUGAAGCUCCCUGUCCUCAAAGACAAUACGGCCCCAGACAACUGACUGUAGUGAGUCCUUCUGCGUCUCUGUCCUUCUCACCAUCGAGACUCUUCUGCAUACAUCCACACAGCAGAUAAAAAAUUACAUUUAUUAAGAGAUUGUAGCAACAUGGGAAAUAUUUAUGUCACAGGCACAUGAGAAACAUUACGGAAGUAUGUACAAUUUCAGAAAUGAUGAAACAGACUAACAUUGGCCAACACAUUAAAAGUGGUUGUUUCAGGGUCAUGGCGUUAAUGAUGGGUGCUUUCCAUUUUCCUUCCUUAUUUUUCUACACGGACCGUGUGUUCCUUUUACAAUAAAAUACUAUAAAAACAA
Messenger RNA from Prionailurus viverrinus (fishing cat), 1579 nucleotides. RefSeq names its product low affinity immunoglobulin gamma Fc region receptor II-like. The transcript is spliced from 8 exons. NCBI's taxonomy places the organism in Eukaryota, Metazoa, Chordata, Mammalia, Carnivora, Felidae. Gene Ontology annotation, molecular function: transmembrane signaling receptor activity. Gene Ontology annotation, biological process: cell surface receptor signaling pathway. Bases 123 to 1064 code for a protein of 313 amino acids. The record is from RefSeq and is a predicted model, not a curated record.